Molecule: messenger RNA, 609 nt
Organism: Daldinia caldariorum
Lineage: Eukaryota; Fungi; Ascomycota; Sordariomycetes; Xylariales; Hypoxylaceae
Product: emp24/gp25L/p24 family/GOLD-domain-containing protein
Exons: 3
Coding region: 1-609 (202 amino acids)
Biological process (GO): endoplasmic reticulum to Golgi vesicle-mediated transport; intracellular protein transport; protein retention in ER lumen
Cellular component (GO): COPII-coated ER to Golgi transport vesicle; endoplasmic reticulum; endoplasmic reticulum-Golgi intermediate compartment
Source: RefSeq, a predicted model, not a curated record
AUGUUGUUCCCGACUAAGACCCUGCUCCUGGCAGCCAGCUUCCUGCAAGCUGCGCUCGCCCACAACAUCCAGCUUCCCGCUCACGGCCGCGAGUGUUUCCACGAGGAACUCCAUAAGGACGAUACCAUGACUGUCACAUUCCAGACCGGCGACAGGGAGUUCGGAGGCGCCGGGAACCUCGACAUUGACUUCUGGAUCACGAACCCCAUGGGCCAGCACGAAACCUUCCAGAAGGACGUCUCGAACGGCUACUUCACGUUUACGGCUCGGCACGACGGCAAGUUCCUCUACUGCUUCGGCAACGAGCACUGGGGCUCCAACAGCAAGGAGGUCUCGUUCAACGUGCACGGCGUAGUAUACGUGUCCGAAGCCGACGCCCCUCAGGACCCCUUAGAGAAAGAGAUCAAGCAACUCUCCGAACUGGUCGAGCAGGUCAGGGACGAGCAAUCGUACAUCGUCGUCCGCGAACGCACCCACCGCAACACCGCCGAGAGCACAAACAGCCGAGUCAAGUGGUGGAACUUGUUCGUUAUCGGCGUCGUGGUAGGCGAGUCUCUGUUCCAGGUCUGGUGGUUACGAAGAUUCUUCGAAGUCAAACGGGUGGUAUAG